Desarmillaria tabescens is the source of this 1263-nucleotide messenger RNA. RefSeq lists its product as uncharacterized. The transcript has 3 exons. The coding region runs from base 1 to 1263 and encodes 420 amino acids. The record is from RefSeq and is a predicted model, not a curated record. Lineage: Eukaryota; Fungi; Basidiomycota; Agaricomycetes; Agaricales; Physalacriaceae.
AUGGCUCAGGAUCAACGUUCUCUAAAUCUGAUGCGCUUGGUCGCUAAAGACCAGGAUUCAGACUCUUCUCUCACCCCCUCCAAACCUAGUCCCUCCACCCGACCUGUCCUUCUCGGAUACACAUACACUCUCUUCAACCUAGAUUCGGUUCCGCCGACUAUGGUGCUCGGACUCGCAUUCAUCCCCAUAUUCAUUGCAACUUUGAUCUAUCUUCUUCUGAAGCCCAUCAGCGAUAUUAUUUCCGAUGCUAGCUCUGGCAUUGGAAUUGCUGCUUCCAAGACAGCCUUAGCUGUCGAAAUUGUCCUCAAUAGCUUAUGGGUGGGCUCUGUUGGCAUUGUUAGCAGCAUCGUGACCGCUAUCUCAUCCGAUUCUCCUAGCCAUCUUCCUGGUGUCCCCACAUUCCCUACAGAUCUAUCCAGAGAGCUGUUCUAUGCUACCACGAAUAUGACGCUCAGGAUCGAAGCUCAGGCCAUGGGUGCUGCUACAAUGGAGGAACAUCUUGCCGCCUUCACCGGUGGUCUAGUCCUUGAGUCUGUCCUCAGCAGGGCAGAUAUCUUAGGUGGUCUGUCCAUCAGCUCAGCGGAUUAUGAUGGUCUUCCCGUCGAGGUUCGUGCUGAACUGUCUAGGCAGUUGAAUACUUUGAGCAAUAAGAUGCUGUCAUUUUGGAGUCAUUUGGUAGUUGUCCACAACGCUGCAUAUGAUUUCUUGCUAGGGUUUAAGAGACAGUUGGAUGCUCUGGAAGGAGCCAUUGAGCCCAUGUUAACAGUUCCCUCGCAGUCCGCUUACGACAUAUGGAUCAUGCAAUGGGAUAAAUCUCAGGCCAUCAUCGACAAGAAACUUUGGUAUGUUGUGGAGGUUGUUGGACCCGCGAUGAGGCUAGGAGAGUCGUUGGACCUCGACAUGAAGCAUUUGGAAGAUUAUAUAAUGGACACCAAGGUUACGCUCAACUCAGGAUGGUCUGUUUUCAAAAGACACUUCGUAGCGCUGGGUAUUUUGACAUCAAAAAACGAGGAUAUUGACGUUGUCCGACAUUAUACUAAGGAUGUUCUGAAGGGUCUCACUGUAGUGCGGCAAUCCCUGGAUAGUGUGCACAGGGCUGGUCCAUCCUUCAAGGAUGACCUAGAUGAAAGCUUUGGCGCCUCACCAAUUGGGAUGCAUGGUACUAACCCCACUCUCAUUCGCAAAAGGCUUCAUGAGUACAUGAGCCGGCAGCCGAAGCUUCCAGCUUUCUCUCCGCUCGAAGAACUACUCCGUGACACUUAG